Harpia harpyja (harpy eagle) is the source of this 3820-nucleotide messenger RNA. It is a transcript of the gene SNX10, whose product is annotated as sorting nexin 10. The record is from RefSeq and is a predicted model, not a curated record. The transcript is spliced from 7 exons. Bases 150 to 755 code for a protein of 201 amino acids. Gene Ontology annotation, biological process: intracellular protein transport. Lineage: Eukaryota; Metazoa; Chordata; Aves; Accipitriformes; Accipitridae. Gene Ontology annotation, molecular function: phosphatidylinositol binding.
CGGCGGGGCGGCUGGGCGGGAGUAGAGCCGUCCUCACCCGGUCUCCGGGUGACGGUGAGGCGCCGCCUGAGCGCGUUAAAACGUCCCGGGGUUUAGGCAACGGCUUGGAAAGCCCAGGUUGAUUUUCAUUUUAAUACAAACCGGUGAAGAUGACACCAAAACAUGAAAAACAAGAAUUUGUAACUGUCUUGGUGCGAGACCCCAGGACACAAAAAGAAGACUCAUGGCAUUCUUACAUAGACUAUGAGAUAUUUAUUCACACAAACAGUAUGUGCUUCACAAGAAAAACAUCCUGUGUUAGACGACGCUUUCGAGAGUUCGUUUGGCUUCGGCAGAGACUUCAGAGCAAUGCAGUGCUUAUACAGCUACCUGAACUGCCAUCUAAAACUCCCUUUUUCAAUAUGAACAAUCCUCAUCACGUGGACCAUCGCCGGCAGGGUCUGCAAGAAUUCCUGGAAAAGAUCCUACAAGACGCAUUAUUGCUUUCAGACAGUAGGCUUCACCUCUUCUUACAGACUCAGCUAAGCCCAGAAGAUAUGGAGGCUUGUGUAUCUGGACAGACCAAAUACUCUGUUGCUGAUGCGAUUCAUAAGUUUGCCUCUUUGAACAGACGUUUUCCUAUAGAAGAUGAAGAGAAAAAAAAAGGAAAAAACGAUGCGGACUCUGAUUCAGAGAGUUCAUCCUCUGGGCUCGGACCUAGUGAUGAGAGCAUUUCAUGUGGAUGUAAAGCAAGCCCAGCUUCUGAAGAAUCAUGAAAAAUCAUUCCUGUAUUGCUAUCUUAAGGACAGUACAAAGUGGUUUCCGCUCUGUUUACUGGUAACAGGUACCACAUAAACACGGCUGGCUGGUAACAUGUAUCUAAAAGACAUGUCGUCAAUACAACCAUAUGUCCUUAUGAAAUUUUCAAAACAGAGCUUGAUACCAUUUCUUUGUUGAUUUAUUAUGUAUGUUGAUUCAGGUCUACACGCUACCUAUUACAUUUAGGUUUUUGUGACUAUUAAAAUCUCAGUAUUGGGUAAGUCAUGCUCUGCUGACAUACGUGGCAGUUAAAAUAUUUCCCUUAGUGAGUGCUUGUCUCAGAUCUGGAAGAUAAAGGUAACUUAAUUCCCCAUCUUAAAAGUUGGUAUAUCAUAUCAAAUAUAUUUAAAGCAUCUUUUUGUAAUUUGCAUCAGAGAAGUUUCAUCUUUAGAAGUCAUUUGACAUUGGUGAUGAAAUUACAUACCCCGCAAGGUAUUAACUUUUUAAAGUAGCUCAGCAACAUCAGCAAAACAACAUUUGAACAAACUAUAUGCUGCUGACAAUUUGAGAUAUAAAUAUAUCUUCCCCUGGUCUUUCUGUAAUGUUUAUGGAAAGCUCGGUUUUAUCAUGCAUAAGAACUGAAGGCCAAAAUUCUUGAGCAUGGUUGCUUGGAAGUUAGAAAUAUUAAUAAAAAUGACAUUAUUUCUAGCCUUGCUGGAGAUUCUCAGUUCCCAGGGAAUUACGGAUAGUUGUUCCUAGUGAAAAUCCUGGAUGAGGUCCAUGGAAACCAAUGGCUGAAUUUUGUAUCGACCUCGCUAGGGCCAGGAUUUCAUCCAGCAUGUUUAACUUUAGGCACCUAUAUUUGAAGAUGCUGGGAGAGAUGUUUUAGUUUAGCAGCUCAAACAGAGUAUUUCCCUCUCCAAGAUGACGAUAAUCACAUAGCUAAUAACAUGCUUUACAGAUGUGGACCUCUCCACUCUUUGGGAAUAACAGGAGCUGCUGAUUUCAUUGUGGCUAUAGUUGACACGUUGGAAUAUUGUUUUCACAAAAGGCAGGCUUGAACACAACUUCGUAACCACCAACACUUAUUUUGAUUAAACAUCAGUUUUGCUCUUUAUUGUUAACAGCAGCUGCGUAGUGUCUUGUCCCAGAUUCUGUCAGGAAUAUGUUUCACUGUAGUGUUGUAUUUAUAUUUGACAUUUAACUGCUAUUAAAAAGAGCUAGGGGGUCUGAUCACCCUAGCAAAGCUCCCAUUAACUUCAGUGCUGUAGUUACCAGCCUAGAAAUGGAGAGAGAUAUAUAUAGAUAUAGAUAGAUAGAUAGAUAUGUUUGGGGUUUUUUUUAAGAAUUCUGUGGAUGCUUUCAAAGAAGGAGCAUUUUAAACCUGUGAAGUACAGAAACAAUAGAUUAUUAAAUGGCCAGCUAAUAAAGGGUAGCAUAGGCAUGUGUGGGCAUGCUUUUUUUAAAGCAUCCAGCUGGGAAUGUGUGUAAUUUUAGAAACAUGUUUUAAUAGCCCGAGGAUAACAUCUCUUAGGUAACUACUUUAAGCCACUGUAUUUUGUUCAUGGUAGCACUUUUAUAAGACAAAUAUGGGUAUUUCUUUUUGCUGGGUCUUACUGAAUUGCACAAAUGUAUCUAUUCACCUUCUCAGCUUGUGAGUUAGCAGCAACAUUAUUUUAAUGUAAAAGUGGUAACAUUUAAUUAGAGCAACAAGUUAUCACUAAAAGUAGCUUAAAAAAUAGCUGUUACUGCCAGGCAGAGAUUUUGAUUACUUGACUUUUUUUCUUUUUUUUUUCUUUUUCUUUUUUUUUUUUUUUUUUUUAAGAUGGCACAUUACAAGAAAAAUUGUUUAGUGCAUUUAUUUAAAAGAUGGGGAAAAUAUAAAAACAAAACCUGGAAUAAUGUCUGAGAGAGAUAUUUGUGUUUUUAUUUAAUGCAAUGUCAGGGUAGUGGGCUUUUAUUUUGUUUUAAAAGAAUGAGCUAAACUGUUGAAGCACUUUACAAUUCUGGCCUACUAACACAUCCUCAAAGUCUGAUGAAAAUUACAGAAAUAAAAGGUUUGGAGAGCUUUUGUGGCUGUUUUUUAUUUUUUAAUUCUAGGAGCUUAUCUGUAUGCCAGUGAGUGUUUUCCAAAUGAAGAUGUUUCUGAAAUAAAUAUUUGUUUUCUAAUAGUUCUAUUGUUGUUCUGUUAUUUUCUUUGUCACCCUGUUCAAAAAUUCUAAGACUACUGUAACAGAACUUUCUUCUGAGAAGAAAUUUCUUUGACAGAAAUUUGUUUAAAUAUUUAUCUUUUGAAUGUUGUUUGCAUAGCUAGUAUUACUGGAAUUUUUCUUAUUAAAGGGGAAGAAAAAGGAUUCUAGUAUGUCGUCUUUUUGUAUCAGCUGUAUGUAACUGCAUAUAAAUGUUUAAGACAUUUCAUUUAACUUGGAACAUUUAAAUGUAACUGCUACAAAUUUAAAUGUAAAAAAAAAUAUUUUUAAUGUCUUUUGUGACUUCAGUGAUUUGUUGAUUUUUUUCAGCACUGUCAUAUAUUUUGAUCAGUUGAUCACAAGUAUUUUGGUUCUCAUUUUAUAGUUUUGAAUAAUGCCAGUAUUUCCUGCUAGUUUUUUUAAACAGACUAAUAUGUAGUUCAUAAUAUCAUCUAAUUACUAUUGCUAGUUUAUAUGUAAUUGCACUAAUUUUGCACUCAAAAGCUUCACUUUAGCUUUUGCUUAGAACUUUAUAUUCUCCUUUUUAUGAUGAUUUCUUAGAAGCUUUUAAGUAAUUAAACAAGUUACUACUUUGUCUUGUGUGUAAACCUGCCAGUGAGGUUUCCUUUAUUUCAAUAUCAAUAUCUUAAUCACUUUAUGACUUACCAUGUGUAUUUACCCUUCAACUAUUUGUAAUAUGUACAUAUAUGUAAACUGUUGUGUUUGGGGUUGUCGUCGUUACUGUUUUUGUAGAAAAUGUAAAGAAGUGAAAAAACUCCGGUCGUAUGUGCUAUCAAAUUCUGUAACGUGUAACUUCAGAAUAUUGUAAACUAGUAUUAAGCAACCUGUUACUUACAGUGUCAUUGAAAUAUACUUUCAGGAAAGAUGAGAAA